Corythoichthys intestinalis (scribbled pipefish) is the source of this 9761-nucleotide messenger RNA. RefSeq names its product dynein axonemal heavy chain 9-like. The transcript is spliced from 56 exons. Gene Ontology annotation, molecular function: dynein light intermediate chain binding; minus-end-directed microtubule motor activity; ATP binding. The record is from RefSeq and is a predicted model, not a curated record. Gene Ontology annotation, biological process: microtubule-based movement. Lineage: Eukaryota; Metazoa; Chordata; Actinopteri; Syngnathiformes; Syngnathidae. Bases 12 to 9515 code for a protein of 3167 amino acids. Gene Ontology annotation, cellular component: dynein complex.
CUCCUCACCAGAUGUUGGACACUUUCCACUGGCAGAUCCAAAAACAAGAGGAAGUGAUGGCCUCCCUAGUGGAGUCUGCCAACCUGUUUGAGGUGAACGUCCCUGAAUACAAACAGCUCCGUCAAUGCAGGCGUGAGGUAGGCCUGCUGAAAGGGCUGUGGGACAUGAUCACUGUAGUGGAAUCCAGCAUGGCAGCAUGGAAAAUGACUCCCUGGAGGGAGAUUCAUGUGGAGGACAUGGAGCUGGAGUGCAAAUGCUUCUCAAAAGAUAUUCGAGGGCUGGAUAAGGAGAUAAGAGCAUGGGAGCCCUUCACAUUUUUGGACAACAAGGUAAAGAAUCUCCUCAUUUCCCUGCGGGCAGUGGCAGAGCUCCAGAAUCCGGCCAUACGAGUGAGACACUGGCAUCAAUUAAUGUCCGCUACUGGCGUUUAUUUCACCAUGGACCAGGAAACGGCUCUCGCUGACCUGCUGAAACUGAACCUACACUGUUUUGAAGAGGAGGUGAGAGGGAUUGUAGACAAGGCUGUUAAGGAAAUGGCAAUGGAAAAAGUUCUCUCGGAGCUCAACUCUACAUGGACAGGUAUGCAGUUCCAGUAUGAGCCCCACUAUCGUACCCAAAUCCCACUGGUCCGUUUGGAUGAGGAGCUUAUCGAGACGCUGGAAGACAACCAGGUCCAGCUGCAGAACCUUAUUUCUUCGAAGUAUAUCGCCCAUUUCUUGGAUGAAGUCUCAUCUUGGCAAAGUAAGCUGUCUGUGGCCGAUUCUGUCAUCUCCAUCUGGUUCGAGGUGCAACGGACAUGGACCCACCUGGAGAGCAUCUUCAUUGGCUCUCAGGACAUUCGCACACAGCUGCCUCAGGACUCUAAGUGCUUCGAAGGUAUUGAUGCCGAUUUCAAAGAGUUGGCUAACUCAUUCCAUCAAACGCCCAACGUUAUAGAGGCCACCAAUAAAUCUGGUCUGUUCAACAAACUGGAGAACAUCCAGUGCAGGCUAUCCCUGUGUGAAAAGGCUUUGGCAGAGUAUCUGGACAUCAAGCGGCUGGCCUUCCCUCGCUUUUACUUCAUCUCUUCAGCUGAUCUCUUAGACAUUCUUUCUAACGGGACCAACCCACACCAGGUCCAGAGGCAUCUUUCCAAGCUGUUUGACAACAUGGCUAAAAUGCAGUUCCAACCAGAUGGAAAUGGAAAACUUUCUAAGACCGGCAUGGGCAUGUAUAGCAAAGAAGAGGAGUAUGUGCCUUUUAAUCAGUCUUGUGACUGCUCUGGACAGGUGGAAGUCUGGUUGAACCAAGUUCUGAACACCAUGCGUGCCACUGUUCGUCAUGAGAUGACCGAGUCAGUGAGCACCUAUGAAGAUAAACCCAGGGAGCAAUGGUUGCUUGAUUAUCCAGCUCAGGUGGCACUUACCUGCACUCAGAUCUGGUGGACAUCUGAUGUGGGAAUGGCUUUCGCCCGUCUGGAAGAAGGCUAUGAUAGCGCUCUAAAGGACUACCAUAAGAAACAGGUGUCUCAGCUUAACACCCUCAUUUCCAUGCUGAUUGGCCAGCUUUCACCUGGAGAUCGGCAGAAGGUCAUGACCAUCUGCACGAUCGAUGUCCAUGCCAGAGAUGUUGUUGCCAAGAUGAUUGCGCAGAAGGUGGAUAAUUCCCAAGCAUUUGUGUGGCUUUCACAACUGAGACACCGUUGGGAUGAGAAAGAGCGGCAUUGUUUUGCAAAUAUCUGUGAUGCACAGUUCUGCUACUCCUAUGAGUAUCUGGGUAACACACCACGGCUCGUCAUCACACCUCUCACAGACAGAUGUUACAUCACCCUAACUCAGUCCCUGCACCUGACCAUGAGUGGCGCGCCGGCAGGGCCCGCAGGGACGGGUAAAACGGAGACAACCAAAGACUUGGGGCGAGCACUCGGCAUCAUGGUCUAUGUAUUUAACUGCUCUGAGCAGAUGGACUACAAGUCCUGUGGAAACAUCUACAAAGGUCUGGCUCAGACAGGCACAUGGGGCUGCUUUGACGAAUUUAACAGAAUCUCAGUAGAGGUGCUGUCUGUGGUGGCUGUACAGGUCAAAAGUAUUCAAGAUGCCAUCCGAGAUAAAAAGCUGAGGUUUAAUUUCAUGGGCGAAGACAUAAACCUUUCCCCUACUGUGGGCAUCUUCAUCACGAUGAAUCCAGGCUAUGCUGGGAGGACUGAGCUUCCUGAGAACCUAAAGGCUCUUUUCAGACCGUGUGCCAUGGUGGUGCCUGAUUUUGAGCUGAUUUGUGAAAUUAUGUUGGUGGCUGAGGGAUUCAUUGAUGCCCGGGCCCUUGCGAAGAAAUUUAUCACGCUCUACACAUUAUGCAAAGAACUUCUUUCAAAACAGGACCACUACGACUGGGGCCUCCGUGCCAUCAAGUCUGUACUAGUGGUUGCUGGCGCUCUAAAGAGAGGUGAUACCAGCCAAGCUGAGGACCAAGUAUUAAUGAGAGCCCUGAGAGAUUUCAACAUCCCCAAAAUUGUGACCGACGACAUGCCAGUGUUCAUGGGGCUGAUAAGCGACCUCUUCCCUGCUCUGAAUGCGCCCAGGAAAAGAGACAUGGACUUCGAGAAGCGUGUGAAGGAAUCCAUUCUUGACUUGAAGUUGCAAGCCGAGGACAAUUUUGUGCUCAAGGUGGUACAGUUAGAAGAGCUUUUGGCUGUGCGUCACUCAGUGUUUGUGAUUGGAAAUGCUGGUACUGGAAAGAGCCAGGUGCUGAGAUCGCUCCAAAAAACCUACCAGAACACAAAACGUCGACCUGUGUGGAUGGAUCUUAACCCAAAAGCUGUAACUAACGAUGAGCUCUUUGGCAUCAUCAAUCCAUCAACAAGGGAGUGGAAAGAUGGUCUGUUCUCUUGUAUAAUGCGCGAUUUGUCCAACAUUAGUCACAGUGGGCCUAAAUGGAUAGUACUGGAUGGAGACAUUGACCCAAUGUGGAUUGAGUCACUCAACACAGUCAUGGAUGACAACAAGGUUCUGACCCUGGCCAGUAAUGAACGAAUCCCCCUGAACUCAACAAUGAGACUAUUAUUUGAGAUCAGCCAUCUUCAGACCGCUACACCUGCGACGGUGUCUAGAGCAGGAAUCCUGUACAUAAACCCAACAGACCUAGGCUGGAACUCUUGGGUGUCCAGCUGGACUGACAGGAGAGAGGUGCAAUCCGAGAAAGCCAACCUGACUAUUCUCUUUGACAAGUACCUCCCUUCCUGCUUGGAUGCCCUGAGAUUGAGGUUCAAAAAGCUCAUCCCUAUACCUGAGCAGAGCAUGGUGCAGACGCUUUGCUAUUUGCUCGAAUGUCUGCUGACACCAGAAAAUGUACCACUUGACUCUGCGAAGGAACUUUAUGAGCUUUAUUUUGUUUUUGCGGCUGUCUGGGCCUUCGGGGGAGCCUUGUUCCAGGACCAGAUGGUUGACUACAGAGUGGAGUUCAGCAAAUGGUGGGUGGCAGAGUUCAAAACCAUCAAGUUCCCAUCCCAAGACACGGUGUUUGAUUACUACGUUGACGCGGAGAGCAAAAAGUUUGAACCCUGGUCCAAAAUGGUGCCCGUGUUUCAAAUGGAUGCAAACACCCCGAUUCAGGCCUGUCUAGUUCACACAACAGAGACCAUCCGUGUCCGUUUCUUCAUGGACUGCCUGCUGGAACACCGUCGGCCCCUCAUGCUCGUUGGGAAUGCUGGCACUGGGAAGUCCGUCUUGAUCGGGGAUAAACUUGCAUUGCUAGACCCAGACAAAUAUGUGGUUGCAAAUGUUCCUUUCAACUACUACACCACAUCUGCGAUGUUGCAAGCUGUGUUGGAAAAGCCUCUUGAGAAAAAGGCAGGACGCAACUACGGUCCCCCUGGCAAGAAAAGGCUGAUUUACUUCAUAGAUGACUUGAAUAUGCCUGAGGUGGAUGCAUAUGGCACAGUUCAACCUCACACACUAAUACGUCAACAUAUGGACUACAACCACUGGUAUGACCGCAAUAAGCUACUUCUGAAGGAAAUUCAACAUGUUCAAUAUGUAUCCUGUAUGAACCCCACAGCUGGAAGCUUUACCAUCAAUCCAAGGCUGCAGCGACACUUCUCUGUCUUAGCCCUGUCAUUCCCUGGAGACGACGCCCUCACAACUAUAUACAGUUCAAUUUUGUCGCAGCACUUGCAGAAUGAUGCUUUCACUGCCGCCGUACGGAAUAGCUGUCCCACACUCGUCCAGUUAUCGCUGGAUCUCCAUCUGCGGGUUGCCUCUACCUUACUUCCCACUGCAGUCAAGUUCCACUACAUCUUCAAUCUGCGAGACCUUUCCAAUAUCUUCCAGGGCAUUCUCUUCAGUACUGGUGAGUGUCUGAAAACCCCUCUGGACUUGUUGAAAAUCUACCUGCACGAGUCCAAUCGUGUCUACAGAGACAAGCUUAUUGAGGAGAAGGACUUCCAGGUCUUUGAUAAGCUGCAGGCGGACGCAGUGAAAAAGUUCUUUGAGGACAUGGCAGGGAGUCUGGAAAAGACCCAGAAGAUGAACCUGUACUGCCAUUUUGCCCACGGCCUUGGGGAGGCCAGGUACAUGGCUGUGGAAUCCUGGAGCAGCCUCAGUAAAAACCUGCUGGAGGUACUGGACAGCUACAACGAGGUCAACACCACACUCAACCUGGUGCUGUUUGAGGAUGCCAUGGCUCACAUCUGCCGUAUAAAUCGAAUCCUUGAGUCUCCACGGGGUAACGCACUGCUGGUCGGAGUAGGCGGGAGUGGCAAGCAGAGUCUGACCCGACUGGCUGCUUUCAUCUCUAAUCUGGAGGUUUUCCAAAUCACCUUGAAAAAGGGUUACGGUAUCACAGACCUCAAAAGUGACCUGGCUUCGCUCUACAUCAAAGCUGGCGUGAAGAAUAUUGGCACAGUGCUCUUAAUGACUGAUGCCCAAGUGGCAGACGAGAGGUUUCUCGUUCUGGUCAACGAUCUGUUGGCAUCGGGAGAGAUUCCCGACCUGAUCCCCGACGAUGAGGUGGAGAACAUCAUCAGCAGUGUGAGACCAGAGGUACGCAGCUCAGGAUUGAUGGAUACAAGAGAAAACUGCUGGAAGUUCUUCAUCGACCGGGUUCGCAGACAGCUCAAGGUGGCUUUGUGUUUUUCACCAGUAGGCAGUAAACUGAGAGUUCGUAGCAGGAAGUUCCCUGCUGUGGUCAACUGCACGUCUAUCGACUGGUUCCAUGAAUGGCCGCAGGCGGCACUGGAAUCGGUCAGCCUCAGGUUCCUGCAAGAAGUGGACAACAUUGAACCACAAGUGAAGGAGUCUGUCAGUAAAUUCAUGGCGUACGUCCACAUUAGUGUCAAUCAGACCUCCAGGGAGUACAUGGCCAAUGAGCGGCGCUACAACUACACAACACCAAAGUCUUUCCUGGAGCAGAUCAAACUGUAUCGAUGCCUGCUGGGCCAGAUGAGUAAAGACUUAAGCAGCAAAAUGGAGCGGCUGGAAAAUGGACUACAGAGGCUAAACAGCACCACUGCGCAGGUUGAUGACCUCAAGGCCAAGCUCGCGGCUCAAGAAGUAGAGCUAAAGCAGAAGAACGAGGACGCUGACAAGCUGAUCCAGGUGGUUGGAGUCGAAACUGAGAAAGUGUCCAAGGAGAAAGCGGUGGCUGACGAUGAAGAGACAAAAGUGGCAGCCAUGGCCGUUGUGGUCCGCGGCAAGCAAAAAGAAUGUGAAGAGGACUUGGCCGAGGCUGAACCUGCUCUUAUCGCCGCACAGGACGCUCUUAACACUCUCAAUAAAAACAACCUGACAGAGUUAAAGUCAUUUGGCUCUCCAGUGGCAGCGGUUACCAAUGUCACAGCGGCCGUCAUGGUCUUAAUGUCGCCCGGCGGCAAAGUCCCAAAGGAUCGUAGUUGGAAAGCCGCAAAGGUGAUGAUGGCGAAAGUGGACGCGUUCCUGGAUUCCCUUAUUCGUUUCAAAAAGGAAAACAUUCCAGAAGCUUGUCUAAAAGCUAUUCAGCCUUACUUGCAGGAUCCAGAGUUCCAGCCUGAACUCGUUGCCUCAAAGUCGAGCGCGGCAGCGGGCCUUUGCUCCUGGGUUUUGAACAUAGUCAAGUUCUACAGAGUAUACUGCGAGGUAGAGCCCAAACGCCAGGCUUUGAAUAAAGCCAACGCAGAGCUGGCUUCUGCUCAAGGGAAGCUUGCCACCAUCAAAAACAAGAUCAAUCACCUUAAUGAGAACCUGGCCAAGCUUACAGCAAAGUUUGAGAAAGCCACCGCGGACAAACUGAAGUGCCAACAGGAAGCAGAAUCGACUGCACACACCAUUUCCCUGGCAAACCGCCUGGUUCCCAUCCCAGUCACAUCUGGCUUGGACCCUUUAACCAUGCUUACUGAUGAUGCUGACAUUGCCGCCUGGCAGAAUGAGGGACUACCCGCUGACAGGAUGUCCACUGAGAAUGCCACAAUUCUUACCAACUGUCAGCGCUGGCCCCUCAUGGUGGACCCUCAGCUACAAGGCAUCAAGUGGAUUAAGACCAAAUACGGUGAACAUCUGCAUGUCAUUCGCAUUGGACAGAGAGGGUACCUGGAUGUCAUUGAAAGAGCACUGGCACAGGGUGACGUGGUUCUGAUCGAGAAUUUAGAAGAAAACUUAGAUCCUGUUCUUGGACCUCUACUGGGAAGAGAGACUAUUAAGAAGGGCAGGUAUAUAAAGAUUGGCGACAAGGAGUGCGAAUACAACCCAGGCUUCCGCCUCAUUCUGCACACCAAACUCGCCAGUCCUCAUUACCAGCCGGAGCUGCAAGCUCAGUGCACUUUGAUAAAUUUCACGGUGACAAGAGAUGGGCUGGAGGACCAAUUGCUGGCAGCUGUGGUUAGCAUGGAGAGACCUGAUCUGGAGGAGCUAAAGUCCGACCUGACAAAACAGCAAAACGGUUUCAAAAUCACCCUGAAGACGCUGGAGGACGACCUCCUAACACGCUUGUCCGCAGCUUCGGGGAACUUCCUGGGUGACACUGUGCUUGUGGAAAACCUGGAGACGACUAAACGCACUGCUGCCGACAUUUUGGAAAAAGUAAAAGAAUCUAAAGUGACAGAAGGCAAAAUCAAUGAGGCUCGGGAGCACUACAGACCUGCAGCAGCACGGGCUUCGUUAUUAUACUUCAUAAUGAACGACCUCAAUAAAAUCCAUCCCAUGUACCAGUUCUCUCUCAAGGCUUUUAGUGUGGUCUUCCAGAAGGCAGUUGUGAAGGCUGAACCCAACGAUGAUCUGAAGCAGCGGGUGUCCAACUUAAUUGACAACAUCACUUCUUCAGUCUUCCAGUACACCACCAGAGGCCUGUUUGAGUGUGACAAACUCACAUACAUAGCUCUGCUUGCCUUCCAGAUUCUUUUAAUGAACAAAGAAAUAAACCCUGCUGAGUUGGAUUUCCUUCUGAGGUACCCUGUCCAACCUGCUGAAAUAUCACCAGUGGAGUUUCUGUCUAAUCACUCUUGGGGAGGGAUUAAGUCACUUUCCUCAAUGGAUGAGUUCAGGAACCUCGAUCGAGACAUCGAAGGCUCGGCCAAACGCUGGAAGAAGUUCGUGGAGUCGGAGUCUCCAGAAAAGGAGAAAUUCCCACAAGAGUGGAAGAACAAAACCUCUCUCCAGAGGUUGUGUAUAAUGAGAGCUCUGAGGCCCGACCGCAUGACAUAUGCUGUCAGAGACUUUGUUGAGGAGAAACUAGGGAGCAAGUACGUGAUUGGCAGAUCUCUGGACUUCGCAGUGUCCUUUGAAGAGACAGGUCCGACGACGCCUAUGUUCUUCAUCCUCUCUCCUGGAGUUGAUCCUUUGAAGGAUGUGGAGAAACACGGGAAGAAGCUUGGGUUCACAUUUGACAACAAGAACUUCCACAGUUUGUCUCUGGGUCAAGGACAGGAGGUCAUGGCUGAACAAGUUCUCGACUUGGCAGCUAAGCGUGGCCAUUGGGUCAUAUUGCAGAAUAUCCACUUGGUAGCUCGCUGGCUGUGCACUUUGGAAAAAAUUCUGGAGCAGCAAACGGAGGAACGCCAUGAGGACUUCCGGGUUUUUUUCAGUGCUGAGCCUUCCUCUACCCUUGAGGGGCACAUCAUUCCACAAGGGAUCCUGGAGAACUCUAUCAAGAUAACAAAUGAGCCACCAACGGGUAUGCAUGCCAACUUGCACAAGGCUCUGGACAACUUCAACCAGGACACGCUGGAAAUGUGCUCACGAGAGAAUGAGUUUAAGAGCAUCCUCUUUGCGCUCUGCUACUUCCAUGCUGUUGUUGCAGAGAGGAGGAAGUUUGGUCCUCAAGGAUGGAACAGAUCAUACCCUUUUAAUACUGGAGAUCUCACUAUUUCAAUCAAUGUCCUCUUCAAUUACCUGGAGGCUAAUCCCAAGGUGCCCUACGAUGAUCUACGCUACCUUUUUGGUGAAAUCAUGUAUGGGGGUCACAUCACUGAUAACUGGGAUCGCCAUCUUUGCGGGACUUACCUAGAGGAGUUCAUUAAACCUGAAAUGAUGGAAGGAGAUCUUUGUCUAGCACCGGGUUUCCCUAUGCCUGGAAAUAUGGACUACAACGGCUAUCACCAGUAUAUUGAUGACACGCUACCUGCCGAGUCGCCCUAUCUGUAUGGCCUUCAUCCCAAUGCUGAGAUUGGCUUUCUCACACAAACCUCUGAAAAGCUUUUCCGCACUAUACUGGAGAUGCAGCCCAGGGAUGGAGAAGUCACCGAGGGGGGAGGGAUGACACGAGAGGAAAAGGUGCGUACAGUGCUGGAGGAGAUCAUUGAGAAGCUCCCGGAGGAGUUCAACAUGGCGGAACUGCUCGGGAAGGCCGAGGAGAGGACUCCGUACCAAGUGGUGGCGUUGCAAGAGUGUGAGCGCAUGAAUCUUCUCACCCAAGAAAUCAGACGUUCCCUCAAUGAACUCAGUUUGGGUCUCAAGGGGGAACUAACCAUGACAUAUGACAUGGAGAACCUCCAGAAUGCUAUUUUCCUGGACAUGGUACCAGAGACUUGGACCAAGCGUGCUUACCCCUCCAUGUCUGGCCUGACUCUGUGGUUUACUGACCUGCUGGCACGGAUCAGAGAGCUUGAAAUCUGGACGACUGACUUUGUCUUGCCAUGCGCAGUGUGGCUUACUGGCUUCUUCAACCCUCAGUCCUUCCUCACCGCUAUAAUGCAAGCCAUGGCUCGCAGGAAUGAGUGGCCUUUGGAUAGCAUGAGUCUGCAAUGUGAUGUCACCAAGAAGAACCGUGAGGACUUAACGUCUCCACCUCGAGAAGGGGCUUAUAUUCACGGGCUAUACAUGGAAGGUGCCCGCUGGGAUACACAGACCGGCUUGAUUGUGGACGCCCGCCUGAAAGAGCUCACUCCCAUCAUGCCAGUCAUCUUCAUCAGAGCCAUUCCCGUGGACAAGCGGGAGAGCAGGAACAUGUACCAGUGUCCGGUUUACAAGACCCCCCAAAGGGGACCCACGUAUGUGUGGACCUUUAACCUGAAAACCAAAGAAAAGCCAUCCAAGUGGACCUUGGCUGGAGUUGCUUUGCUUUUGCAGAUCUAAUUAAAUUUCAGGAGUUUUAGAUAACUUUGUGCUUGAAAAAAAAUCAUACAUCGUAAGCAGUUACUCACUAUGUUACUCAUUACUGGAGUAUUCUUUUCACCAAAUACUUUUUUUUACUUGUACUUGAGUACAUUUCUUGGAUGAUUACUUUUACUGGAGUAAUAUUAUUUUGAAGUAACACUACUCUUACUUGAGUACAAUUUUUGGCGAGUCUACCCACCUUUGAAUAUUACACACAUAAGCGGA